Messenger RNA from Anneissia japonica, 3222 nucleotides. Its product is annotated as nose resistant to fluoxetine protein 6-like. The record is from RefSeq and is a predicted model, not a curated record. Lineage: Eukaryota; Metazoa; Echinodermata; Crinoidea; Comatulida; Comatulidae. The transcript has a single exon. Gene Ontology annotation, molecular function: acyltransferase activity, transferring groups other than amino-acyl groups. The coding region runs from base 125 to 2485 and encodes 786 amino acids.
UUUGCUUUUUUAUUAUGACAGUACAAUACAGUGCACUAUAUAAUUCUGUUGGCUAUUGAUUAGUCAUUCUAUGGUCACUGCUUAGACUGCAUGUGCUGCCAGCUAAAAUACAGAAAAGUACAGUAUGUUGCUUUCAAUGAACAGAAAUGUUUUACUACUGCUGGUCUUCUUCUGUUGUUGUCAUGCACAAAUGCAAGUCAUCAGAAGCAAGACUGAAGCAUUGCAGUUCAUUGCCAAGCAAAGGUAUAGAUAUAAUGCAAAAGCAGAGGAAUUACAAGCAAUAGUACAGGAUUUAGUUCUACAGCCUCUGCUAUAUUCGACACAGCAACUGGUAUCUGAGACUGCAUUGAAAGAUCAAGCCUAUGUUACAAAUGAAUCGCCUACUGAAAAAUCUAAAACAACAAGUGAAACAGGAAAAUUGUCAGAAGAAAUUACAAAAAUGACAGUGACAAAUUUAACAGUGAAACCUAUGAUAGUGACAAAUAUAACAAUGGAGACUACAAUGAUGACAGCGACAAACACAGCGAUGAAAGCUAAAACAAUGACAAUAAGUUCUGAAAUAACAGAGAAACCAGCAAGUCAGUGCCUUGUGGACUUAGAAACUUUUCAAUCAGACAUUUUAGUAGAAGAGCAUUAUGCUCAGAUGAUGUUAGAUUCAUUUGGUAAGCUCCCACCUGGUAUACUCCAAGGUAAUAUAUUGUGGCUUGGACUUUAUGAUCAAUGCUUAAAGCAGUCUAGAGAGGUCAACGACCAUCAAGCAAAUUUUACUGCACAAUACUGUGUAGUUUCACUUAUUAAAGACAACAAUCCACAACCUAUUCUUAAUGUUGGAGUAUGUGUUCCUGAUAGCUGCAACAGUGCUGACUUGAUGGAACUUUUGAAUAUUAAUAACGAAUCAAAUAUUACUGUGUCUGUCAUGUGCCAUAAGGAAUUUGAUUAUUCAUCCGGCGCUAUUGCUUGUUUAACAUUGUUAGCGUUUCUGGGUUGUCUAAUACUUGUGGGAACAGCAAUUGAAUCAUUCAACAAGUAUAAAGAGUUUGAAAUUGAAAAUGAGGGAUUUGAAAGGCUGGCAUCUAAAAACCAGUCAAUAUUAACAGAUAAUGAACAGAUAAAAACCAUUCCUUUGAAUGGACCGAUUGUCAGUGGGAAGAAUAAUGGAUUUUUUAUUCAAUUUCUUCUUUGUUUUUCUUUGUUGAAUAAUGGUAGUAAGAUUCUGAAGGCCAAGCAAGGGGAAAUAAGUCUAGGAGCACUUAAUGGUUUUCGAGUUCUUAGCUUAUGGUGGGUGAUUUUAGGGCAUUCUUAUGGGUUUGGUGUAGCAUUGUUAGCUAACCCUACUAAAAUUGUUGAUGUUCUUUCACGAUUCACAUUCCAGGCUGUUGGUAAUGCUACCUUUUCAGUUGAUUCCUUUUUCUUUCUCAGUGGCUUACUGGUAACUUACUUAACCUUAAAUUAUUUGCGAAACAAUAACGGUAAGCUGAACUGGGUGAUGUUUUAUGUCCAUAGAUACCUCAGACUGACUCCUGUUUAUAUGCUUGUUAUUUUCAUUUUUACAACCUUAACUCCAUACUUUGCAACUGGACCACUUUACUCGUAUAUAUUUGAUCCAAAUCCUGCCCCUGGUGUAGACACUCAAAUAACAUUAUGCCAAGAUUACUGGUGGACAAAUUUACUCUACAUCAACAAUCUCUACCCUCAACCUAUUCAGAAACAGUGCCUUGAUUGGGGUUGGUAUCUUGCUAAUGAUAUGCAAUUCUUUAUCAUCAGUCCCUUUAUUAUCUAUCUCCUCUAUCACUAUUUCUUUGCUGGAAUAGCUGCUUGGUGCAUCCUUCUGCUAACAUGUUUCUCCAGUUUGAUAGGAGAAACUAUCAAACAUGAUGUCACUACAGAGUUUUUCCCAGAGGAUCCCACCCAAAUAUAUUUUGUGGGUGAUGCAAUCUAUGUACAACCAUGGACCCGUAUUUCCACGUACCUUGUCGGUAUGGCUGUGGGAUACAUAUUGUACAAGUAUCGAGGGCGUGUUCGUAUGUCACUUUUUGUUACCUUAUUAGGAUGGGUGACUGCUACUGUGACUGGUCUUGCAGUUGUUUACGGUCUCUAUGGCAACUUCCAUGGCAACCACCUCAGUAAAGCUGGUACAGUUGUGUAUAUCACUUUGUGUCGGUUUGCUUGGGCCAUUGCUGUUGCAUGGGUUGUAUUUGCAUGUACCACUGGGUAUGGUGGGCCAGUGAAUUCCCUGCUUUCCUGGUCAGCAUGGGUACCACUUGCCCGCAUCAGUUACUGCGCUUACCUCCUUCAUCCAAUCAUCAUGUUUGUCUUUUCCUAUUCCCUUCCAACCACAGUUUAUUUUUCUGAUUUUUUGAUGGUGUAUUUUUUCCUUGGUCAUCUUGUGAUAUCAUAUGCUGGAGCGUUUGUUUUGUCAGUAUGUGCGGAAGCACCAUUUAUGGCAUUGGAAAAACUUCUCUUAAAACGUGAUAAAAGUGUGUAAAUUUAUAGUAAUGCUAUCAUUUCAAUUAUUUCAGUUACUGUUAGUUACUAUAGAUGGUUAAUGCUUUUGACAAAAUAAUAAUUGAUGUUUGUAAUAUAAAAUGAGUUUUUCAUUAAAUAUUUUAUAAAAAUGUUAACAUGGAAAUUUAAUGGUCAGUACUAAAACAAUUGUUUUUAAAUUGUUGAUCUUCAUAUUCAGAUAAAUCUGGAAUUUGAUUGGGAUUGGUAUUUUCAUAUUGUAUUCUUUUUAUAUAAAAUUUUACUAUGGUGAAUAAAAAGAUGUAGUUGCUAUAGGACAAUGUAAGAAAUUUUAUUAGCACCUAUAUAGUAAUUCAUCCACACAGUGGACUUUAUCAGGAAACUGUACAAGUGGGAUAAGUAAUAUCUGUACAUCAAGAAAUAAUAGAGAGGAGGUACUACAACAACAAAGUUGAAAAUAUAGAGCUAAAAUUAUUAAUUUAAUAAUUAGUCUUAAAAGUGCUAUUGCCAUACCUUGUGUUGUUAUGAUUUAAUUUUAUAGCAGAAUCAUAACCUUGUGAUAAUUUUAUCUUUUGUAUAUUUUUUUUUUCAUUUUGCUCAAUUUGCUUUGUUUUGUUAUUGAUUAGCCUUAGUUCACUCUUCACUUGAAAGCAAGUACUACUGUAUGUCCAAUAUAGUAAAUCCACACAUCUGUCAUUGUUUGUAUCUUUUAUGUAUUUCAAGGCUCUAAUAAAAUGAAGUUAAGGAAAUGAACAUCAA